Molecule: messenger RNA, 1358 nt
Organism: Ornithodoros turicata
Lineage: Eukaryota; Metazoa; Arthropoda; Arachnida; Ixodida; Argasidae
Gene: wmd
Product: serine-threonine kinase receptor-associated protein-like
Exons: 7
Coding region: 29-1066 (345 amino acids)
Biological process (GO): spliceosomal snRNP assembly
Cellular component (GO): SMN complex
Molecular function (GO): protein binding; RNA binding
Source: RefSeq, a predicted model, not a curated record
AGGUUGAGCUUCCGGUUGUAUUCGAAAAAUGGCCGGCUUGAGGCAAACGCCGCUAACUUGUUCUGGCCACACGCGGCCUGUAGUUGAUGUAUGUUUCUCACAGUUAUCGCCUUCUGGGGCCUAUUUUCUAAUAUCGGCGUGCAAAGAUGGCAAGCCCAUGCUACGCCAAGGCGACACUGGCGACUGGAUUGGAACGUUUGUCGGCCACAAAGGAGCCGUUUGGGGAGUUGCAUUGAAUAAGGACGCCUCGCGGGCUGCCACUGGGGCAGCAGACUUCAGCGCCAAGUUGUGGAACGCGGUGGCCGGGGAAGAGCUGCACACAUUCACGCAUCCACACAUAGUCCGCAGCGUUGACUUCAACUAUGAUGGAUCAACGUUACUGACCGGGAGCAACGAUAAGGCAUUGCGGAUUUUUGACUUGGGCAAAGAAGAUGCUGGACCUGUUAUAAUGAGGGGACACACAUCAGCAAUUAAGAAAGUCCUGUUCCUGAGAGGUGACAAACGGUUAGCAACUGCAUCUGAUGACAAGACAGUCAGGUUUUGGGACGUAGGUAGCAACACAGAAAUAACAAAAGUAGAAUUACCAAGCACUCCCAGUGACCUCGAAAUGACUGCAGAUGGUGCUAUCUUGCUCGUCACUUAUGGCCACACUGUCAGCUUCUGGAACACUGAAACAUACGAGAAAGUGAAGGAGUUUCAGGUACCGAGUCAGGUUAAUUCAGCGUCUCUUCAUCCAAAUAAGUCUGUCUUUGUUUGUGGUGGUGAGGACUUCAAGAUGUACAAGUUUGAAUAUGAAACUGGAAAUGAAUUGGAAUCUUUCAAAGGGCACUUUGGGCCCGUCCACUGCGUCCGAUUCUCUCCUGAUGGGGAACUGUACGCAAGCGGGAGUGAAGACGGAACGCUGCGUCUGUGGCAGACGGUCGUGGGCAAGACAUACGGCCUCUGGAAGUAUGUCCAACCCAUUGAGACCGGACAAAACGAGUCCAAUGCUGCAAAUGACGACGACGUUCCAGCAUCACUGGGUUCAGAUUCUGCACCUAACAAUGCAGUCAAGGCGGAAGCAUGAAUUUCCCUAUCGUUCCCGUGAAAGGCUUUGCCAGAAGACCUUGCGUAACAACGUCCACGCAGGGGACCAGUGAAGUGCAUUGCAUUGGUCUGUAGGGUCUAGAAGAUGUCAUCAUUGCUAAAUUCCGAUACAAAAACCAAACGUGGCUGGUCCCUGCGGAGCUAUUGAAAAAAAAAAAAGCGGACUUUUGUGUUGUUGUGUUGCUGGCUUUUUUUGGGUUUGGUCACAUUAUGAGCCAGGAUAAAAAGGGACUAUGCGUCUGUUGGCAUUAUUAAAGUUGUGUUCCAUUUUU